AGCUGUAGAGAGUUUUGGGCAGGAGAAUUGAGGGCCGCGCCACACCAGUUCUUUCCUUAAUUUUUUCCGUUUGACUUCUUUCCUAGCUGUGCUUCCAGAGUGCUUCGUGUAUUUCCAGAACAACAAAAAUGAGUGCAUUUCUGGGGUUGGUGUCUUUUGAGGACGUGGCUGUGACUUCACCUUGGAGGAGUGACAGGACCUGGAUGAUGCUCAGAGGACUCCGUACAGGGACGUGAUGCUGGAGACCUACAGCAGCCUGGUAUUCUUGGGGCAUUGCAUUGCCAGACCUGAGGUGAUCUUCAAGUUGGAGCGGGGAGCAGAGCCACGGACGGUAGAAGAACGUCCAAAGCAGAAUUCAGAUGUCCAGAUAGUCAAUGACAUAAUUGAGAGGAACCUGGAAACUCAUGGUAGACAUCUGUGGCAAGUUGUAAUUACCAACAGCAAAACAUCAACUGAGGAGAGAGUUGAAUUAGGAAAAACAUUUAAAUUGCGCUCACACCAUAUCCCAAAUCUGAUGAUAAAUAAUGGAAACUACUCAGGAAUGAAGUCUGAGGUGUUCAACAUAUGUCAGAAUGUGCAUGUCACUAUUGAGCCUCAUGAAAUGCAGGCUAGAGAAAAACCUGAUAACCAAACUGUAACUGGGAAAUCUCUCACACAUCAUGAGCAUCGUAGUCACCAUCACAGUAGUCAAACUGGGCAGCAGCUUUUUGAAUCUAGUGGACAAGGAAAAAUCUUCAACACGAAGGCAAUAUUGUUUAUACGUAAGAAGGUUUAUAGGGGAGAGACUGCUGCCUGUAAAUGAAUGUGGGAAAGCUUGUGAUAAGUCAGUACUCAUUCCUCAAAAGAUAACUUUUGAAUAUAAUAUAUGUGGGAAAGCAUUUCAUAAAAAUUCUAAACUUACUAAACAUCAGAAAAUACACACAGGAGAGGACCCCUAUAAAUGUAUAGAAUGUGACAGAUCCUUUAUUAAGAAACUGUACCUUACAAACCAUCAGAGAACACACUCACAGGAGAAACCCUAUGCAUGUACCAAAUGUGAGAAGUCAUUCUGUCAGAAGUCAAAUCUGACUGUUCAUCAGAGAAUCCACACAAGGGAGAAACCCUAUGGAUGUAAUGAAUGUGGGGAAACUUUCUGCCAAAUGUCAGCCCUUAUUUAUCAUCACAGAACACACACAGGAGAGAGACCCUAUGAAUGUAUCGCAUGUGGGAAAACCUAUCAGAAGUCAGCCCUCGGUGUACAUCAGAAUUCACACAGGAGAGAAACCUUACGAAUGUAAUGAAUGUGGGGACACCUUUUACCAGAAGUCAGUCCUUACUGUAUAUCACAGAACUCACAUGGGUGAGAAACCAUAUGAAUGUAAAGAGUGUAGGAAAACUUGCCCAGAAGUCAAAACUCACUGUCCGUCUGAGAAGUCACACCAGGAAAAAACCCUGUGAAUGUAAUGAACAUGGGAAAACGUUUUGUCUGAAUUCAGUUCUUGCCAUCCAUCAGCAAACGCACACAGGGGAAAAACCUUGUGAGUGUAAUAAAGGUGGAAAAACCUUCAGCCAGAAGUCAAACCUUAGGAUGCAUCAGGGUACUCAUACAGGGGAAAGACCCUAUAAAUGUAAUGAUUGUGGAAAAACCUACCAGAAGGCAGUCCUCACUACACAUCACUACACAUCAGAGAACUCACAUGGGGGAAAAAACCACCUGUGAAUUUCAUUGGUUCAUACAAAUUAAGCAUGAAAUGAAUAUCACAUUGGCAAAAAAAAAAAACCCUAAAAAUGGGAUUCUUCAUUCACAGAUCCCACACGUUCUCACUGGGAGUCUUGUGUUUUCAAAUAAAAUACUGAAAAAUGA
This is a messenger RNA of Carlito syrichta (Philippine tarsier), 1843 nucleotides long. RefSeq names its product zinc finger protein 717-like. NCBI's taxonomy places the organism in Eukaryota, Metazoa, Chordata, Mammalia, Primates, Tarsiidae. Gene Ontology annotation, biological process: regulation of DNA-templated transcription. Bases 236 to 802 code for a protein of 188 amino acids. The transcript is spliced from 4 exons. The record is from RefSeq and is a predicted model, not a curated record.